UAGAGUCACACACAACAUACCUAAUGAGACCUUCGAACGAACGACUAUUUCGCCGGCCAAUUCACGGACCAUCAUCUAAGUUGCUACAAUUUGACGAAAAAAAAUCGCCAAAAGUUACAUUCGCGGAAAAUUUCCGAGAGUAUUGUUUGAACACGACUCUUCAUGGAUUGAAGUAUAUUGGAACAGUCAGCCUCACCACAGUGGAAAGGUGUUUCUUCUUCGUCUCCUUCAUCUUAGUGUCGAUCCUUUCGAUCUACUUCAUCACCAACGUCUAUCAAAAAUGGCAGUCAACACCGAUCAUUAUCGGCCUUAGCCCAAAGGCAACCCACAUCCGGGACAUCCCCUUUCCGGCGGUUACCAUUUGCAACAUGAAUCAGGCCACGCGAACUGCAGCCGAAGCCAUAAAGCCGGGUACUCUGGAGAAAGCGAUUCUGAACAGUAUCUGCUCGUUGGAUGGCGAGUUCAAUAUGACCAAUUAUGAGGGCAAGUGGUCAACAGUGCGGAAGAUGCUACUCUCCGCUACUCAACCAUGCCACAGCAUGGUGGAAGCUUGUCGGUAUGCACAGACCACCUACAACUGCCAGCAUAUCUUCCGACCUGUGCUGACCGAUGAGGGACUUUGCUGUACGUUCAACAGUGUUGACUCAUCGUUUCUAUUGUGGAAUAGGACCAAUGGUGGAAAUCGUACCGAAUUGCCGGACAAUCCUUUCGUACCGAUCGAGUGGACACCAGAAACGGGGUUCGUUGGAGAAGCAAACAACUCGACCUUCCCGAGGUACAUCGCCGGAACCGGGGCCAAUAUGGGACUUACGGUUGUUCUGGACGCCAACGUCAAGGACUACUACUGUUCGUCAACUAGUUCGUACGGGUUCAAAUUGAUCCUACACAAUCCGACGGAAACUCCCAAGAUGGCCGAGUAUGCUCACUAUAUACAGGUGGGGACGGAGAACAGGAUCGUCGUAACUCCAAGAAUCAGCGAUGCGUCCUAUCUGAUCCGUAAGACCUCGCAAGCCACAAGACAGUGCGUGUUUGCCAGUGAAGCGAACCUGUCGUAUUUUCGAACUUACUCCCGCAACAACUGCGAAAUGGAGUGCGAGGCUCGGUUGAUUCAGGACAACUGCGGCUGCGUUCUGUACUACAUGCCGAAACUUCAGGAGGACAACAAGAUCUGCAGUAAGGUCGAUGCCGGAUGCUACGAGAAGAUCCGCUCAUCGAUAGCUCAAACGGCGAGCAACACGCUGUCCUGUAGCUGCCUACCCGGAUGCUUCGAGAUCAGCUACUCGAUCGAUCGAUCGUCGGCUGAUCUUUGCGUUGGGAAGUUCAUGGUUCGAGAAAAUCUGCUACAUGUUAACGAUUCGUAUGCAAGGGAUAACAUCGCUCUAGUGUACAUCUUCUUCUCGGAGACGUACUUCAGGAGCUUCUCCAAGGGGGAGCUGAUCGGGUUCACCGAAUUCCUAUCGAACGUUGGCGGUUUGCUCGGUUUGUUCAUGGGCUUUUCGUUGAUCUCUCUGGCCGAAGUGAUAUACUUCAUGACCCUGCGACCGCUGUUUGCCAAACGAAAGGAGAAAGCGGAUCGUACCAAUCAAGAAACCGUCGUUCGCGAUCGACACUUCAACACCGUCUACAACAAUAUGUACCCCAUCCAACAGAAAGCCGGAGCUCAUCAACGCCACGUGCACUUUGCUGGCGUCACCCGUCAGAACGAACAGGAGGUAAACUCGAUGCAGAAUUGGCCAAAGCAGAUCAAGUUACUGAUCAGUUCUCGAGUUCAGCAGAUUGCGGGAUGGAUGGACGGAGCGUUUCGGCUACGCAGGACCAAGAUCAACCGUCCGAAGCAAAUUUCAACGUUGCCGUUUUACGAGUAGAGGCUUUUGUUUAUGGGGAAAAGCUUGAUCUGCACCGUUGUUGAGUGUUCCGUAGCGUGGAAAUGUGGCGCUUCAAUGCACUGAUGAAUCGUUUUGAUUGCACAUAGGUAUAACAAACUGACAUUCUCUGUUGUAAUAACUAUCAACGAUAUUCUGCUUGGCUAAAUAAAGCGUGGCAAAGGUAAAGUUUUCCAACGAAAGCUGCAAGUUCGAAAGAGCAUCACCCUGCUUCAGUUCGUCUAAGGUUACGAAUCAUGACGAAAUUUCAUCCGCAACCCGUACACUUGCUUUUGAUCCGUCAAACGUCGAACGAAUCACAGAUGAUGGGUCUGCAAGUUGUACUCCCGAAAUGUAUCGAUAAUCUACGGCACCGUCGUUGAUCGGCAUACACGAAAACCAGCCUGAUAUUCGCCGACGAAGGACUCCUCAAUCAGCC
Molecule: messenger RNA, 2301 nt
Organism: Aedes albopictus (Asian tiger mosquito)
Lineage: Eukaryota; Metazoa; Arthropoda; Insecta; Diptera; Culicidae
Gene: ppk12
Product: pickpocket protein 28
Exons: 5
Coding region: 24-1865 (613 amino acids)
Biological process (GO): sodium ion transmembrane transport
Cellular component (GO): plasma membrane
Molecular function (GO): ligand-gated sodium channel activity
Source: RefSeq, a predicted model, not a curated record